CACGACCCAGCACGCUGUACCCUUCGACGCUGUGCCAUGGCUGAAGCGUCGACAGCGGCAUUUUUGGUACCUGUGGUGGUCCAAGAUGCACCGCAGUAUGGUGAAGGUCAUCGUGGCGUUUUUGCCGCGGCGCGGAUUCCACGCGGCACACAGAUCUGGACGAUGACCGACAUGGUGGAGAUGGUGCACCAUAGCGAAGUGCGCCAGCGCUUGCAGGCCAUGACGAGGGAAGAUGCCGCGGUCUUCGUGCGCCAAAGUUGCGUGAUGCCCGAGAAUUUGGAGCGGCUCUUUGUAAAUCCACGAGACGCAGGGCGCUUCAUCAACCAUUCCUCCUCGCCCAACCUGGGUUUUGAGGGGGCGCUCAGAGACAUUUCGGAGGGAGAAGAGAUUGUGAUGGAUUACAACCAGCAUGGAGACCCAGAGUGGUAUCGCGAACUUUGUGCUGAAUACAGAGUUCUGACAGAACGUCAAGUGGCCGCGCUCGCGCCCACGGAACCAUUGAGAACCCAGCCGCAAAAGUGUGUCUGGGUUGGGGUUUGA
This is a messenger RNA of Cladocopium goreaui, 540 nucleotides long. The record is from the annotation of a GenBank genome assembly. Lineage: Eukaryota; Dinophyceae; Suessiales; Symbiodiniaceae.